AUGCCGAGGGAGAUAAUCACGAUCCAGGCCGGGCAGUGCGGCAACAGCAUCGGAAGCCAAUUCUGGCAGCAGCUCUGCCAGGAGCACGGCAUCAGCCAAGACGGCAACCUCGAGGACUUUGCGACCGAGGGGGGCGACCGCAAGGACGUCUUCUACUACCAGAGCGACGACACCCGAUACAUCCCCCGCGCCAUCCUCAUCGACCUCGAGCCUCGGGUCAUCAACGGCAUCCAGUCGGGCCCGUAUCGAAACAUCUACAACCCCGAAAACUUUUAUGUGCACAAGGAUGGCAUGGGCGCCGCCAACAACUGGGGUGACGGCUACCAGAACGGCGAGGCCAUCUACGAGGACAUGAUGGAGAUGAUAGACCGCGAGGCCGACGGCAGCGACUCGCUCGAGGGCUUCAUGAUGCUGCACUCCAUCGCCGGCGGCACCGGCUCCGGCCUGGGAUCCUUUCUCCUCGAGCGGCUCAACGAUCGGUUCCCGAAAAAGAUCAUACAGACCUACUCCGUCUUCCCGGACACGACCAACGCCGGCGACGUCAUCGUGCACCCGUACAACAGCAUACUCUCGAUGCGCAGGCUGACGCAAAACGCCGACUCGGUCGUCGUCCUCGACAACGGCGCCCUGUCCCACAUCGCCGCCGACCGGCUGCACGUGCAGGAGCCGUCGUUUCAGCAGACGAACCAGCUCGUGGCGACGGUCAUGUCGGCGAGCACGACGACGCUGCGGUACCCGGGCUACAUGCACAACGACCUCGUCAGCAUCCUCGCCUCGCUGAUCCCGACGCCUCGCUGCCACUUCCUCAUGACCGCCUACACCCCCUUCACCGGCGACCAGGUGGAGCAGGCCAAGACGGUGCGCAAGACGACGGUGCUCGACGUCAUGCGGCGCCUGCUGCAGCCCAAGAACCGCAUGGUCUCGACGGUGCCGGGCAAGAAGAGCUGCUACAUCUCCAUCCUCAACGUCAUCCAGGGCGAGGUCGACCCGACGGACGUGCACAAGAGCCUGCUGCGGAUACGGGAGCGCCGGCUGGCCACCUUUAUCCCCUGGGGGCCGGCGAGCAUCCAGGUGGCGCUGACGAAGCGCAGUCCGUACAUUCCCAUGAGCCACCGGGUGAGCGGCUUGAUGCUGGCGAACCACACGAGCAUCGCGACGCUCUUCAAGCGCAUCGUGAAGCAGUACGACGGCAUGCGCAAGCGAAACGCCUUUAUGGAAUCGUACAAGAAGACGGCGCCGUUUGCCGAGAACCUCGACGAGUUCGACGAGGCACGACAGGUCGUGGCCGACCUGAUUGGCGAGUACGAGGCGGCCGAGAAUGCAGACUACCUCCAUCCCGACGGAGGCGAGAAGGCGACGUCGGCCGAGUCGGAUCGGAGAAUGGGAUGA
This is a messenger RNA of Drechmeria coniospora, 1389 nucleotides long. RefSeq lists its product as uncharacterized. Gene Ontology annotation, cellular component: nucleus; microtubule; spindle. Gene Ontology annotation, biological process: mitotic sister chromatid segregation; cytoplasmic microtubule organization; mitotic spindle organization. The transcript is spliced from 6 exons. Bases 1 to 1389 code for a protein of 462 amino acids. NCBI's taxonomy places the organism in Eukaryota, Fungi, Ascomycota, Sordariomycetes, Hypocreales, Ophiocordycipitaceae. The record is from RefSeq and is a predicted model, not a curated record. Gene Ontology annotation, molecular function: GTP binding; structural constituent of cytoskeleton.